Plectropomus leopardus (leopard coralgrouper) is the source of this 422-nucleotide messenger RNA. NCBI's taxonomy places the organism in Eukaryota, Metazoa, Chordata, Actinopteri, Perciformes, Serranidae. The record is from RefSeq and is a predicted model, not a curated record.
UGAAAACAUUGUUCACAGCUGCUCAUUUAUCUCUCUCCAGGGUAAUCAACGUCCAGCCGAUACCAGACCCUGAGCAGAACAAGUCCACCACAGCUCUGUCCUCCGUGUCCGCGAUCACCUCCAAGACCAAAGUGUCCUCCGUGUCCGAGCUGUCGUCCAACUCUGAGCGCUCAGACCUGUCCGGCAUUUCCUCCAGAUCGGAGCGCACGGCCAAAUCUGGACGCACGGCAAAGUCUGCGCGCUCGCCGAAGAGCGGGCGCGCCACCCGGUCUGCUGGGUCUGCGGGGUCGAGGUCAGGAUCCGGGUCAGGGUCAGAGACCGGUGUCUCAUCGAGGUCAAGCGUGUCAACUUUGUCCGGGUCCAGGAGCAGCGGCAGCAGCCGGACAGUGUCGUCGUUGUCAGGCAGCUCUGGGAGUGAGACC